Mustela lutreola (European mink) is the source of this 7638-nucleotide messenger RNA. RefSeq names its product THAP domain containing 9 (gene THAP9). The coding region runs from base 130 to 2841 and encodes 903 amino acids. The record is from RefSeq and is a predicted model, not a curated record. Lineage: Eukaryota; Metazoa; Chordata; Mammalia; Carnivora; Mustelidae. The transcript has 5 exons.
GUCUGGCGCCGUGAGAGCCCGCCUUUUCCGACAAAUAAAGGUCGUGGCGGCCGAGUCCGCGGGCGGAGCCAAAUCUGUCGCGAUUAAUGCGGUCGCGGGGACACCCAAAGUGGAGCCCCACGUAGCAAGAUGACCCGAAGCUGCUCGGCAGUGGGCUGCAGCACCCGGGACACCGUGCUGAGCCGGGAGCGCGGCCUCUCCUUCCACCAAUUUCCAACUGAUACCAUACAGCGCUCAAAAUGGAUCAGGGCUGUUAAUCGUGUGGACCCCAGAAGCAAAAAGAUUUGGAUCCCAGGACCAGGUGCUAUUCUGUGUUCCAAACAUUUUCAAGAAAGUGACUUUGAGUCAUAUGGCAUAAGAAGAAAGCUGAAAAAAGGAGCUGUGCCUUCUGUUUCUCUAUACAAGGUUCUUCAGGGCGUACACCUUAAAGGCAAAGCAAAACAGAAAAUCCUAAAACAGCCACUUCCCGAUAAUUCGCAAGAGGUUGCCACCGAGGACCAUAACUACAGUUUAAAGAGGCCUCUGACGAUAGGUGCAGAGAAGCUGGCUGAGGUGCAGCAGAUGCUCCAGGUGUCCAAAAAAAGACUGGUCUCUGUGAAAAACUACAGGAUGAUCAAGAAGAGAAAGGGUUUACGACUGAUCGAUGCUCUCGUAGACGAGAAACUACUUUCUGAAGAGACAGAGUGUCUGCUACGAGCACAAUUUUCAGAUUUUAAGUGGGAGUUGUAUAACUGGAGAGAAACAGCUGAGUACUCCACAGAAAUGAAACAGUUUGCAUGUACACUCUACUUGUGCAGUAGCAAAGUCUAUGAUUAUGUCAGAAAGAUUCUCAAGCUGCCUCAUUCCUCCAUCCUCAGGACAUGGUUAUCCAAAUGCAAACCCAGUCCAGGUUUCAACAGCAACGUUUUUUCUUUUCUUCAGCGAAGAGUAGAGAAUGGAGACCAGCUAUAUCAGUAUUGUUCACUGCUCAUAAAAGGCGUCUCUCUCAAGCAACAACUUCAGUGGGAUCCCAGCAGCCACCAUUUGCAAGGGUUUAUGGACUUCGGCCUUGGCAUACUUGAUGCCGAUGAAACGCCACUCGCCUCCGAAACUAUUUUGUUAAUGGCAGUGGGUAUUUCUGGUCACUGGAGAACACCUCUUGGUUAUUUUUUUGUAAACAGGGCGUCUGGAUAUUUGCAGGCUCAGCUGCUGCGUCUCACCAUUGGCAAACUGAGUGACAUAGGGAUCACAGUUCUGGCCGUUACGUCGGAUGCUACAGCUCACAGCGUGCAGAUGGCAAAAGCGCUGGGGAUACACAUGGACGGAGACGACAUGAAGUGCACCUUCCAGCACCCUUCAGCUUCCAGUCAGCAGAUCGCGUACUUCUUUGAUUCUUGCCACUUGCUCAGGUUAAUACGAAACGCGUUUCAGAGCUUUCAGAGCAUUCAGUUCAUUAAUGGCACGGCACAUUGGCGGCACCUCGUGGAGUUAGCAGCGCUGGGGGAGCAGGAAUUAGCCGGCAUGGAAGGGCUGCCAGGAAGACUUGCGGAUCUGAAAAACCACGUCCUGAAGAUGAACUGUGCUGCCCAGGUGUUCAGUGAGAGCGUGGCCGGGGCGUUGGAGGGCUUGCUGUCGCUAGGCCUGCCUCCUUUCCAGAACUGUAUCGGUACUGUCCAUUUUUUACGCUUAAUUAACAACCUGUUUGACAUUUUUAAUAGUAGGAACUGUUAUGGAAAAGGACUUAAAGGGCCUCUGCUGCCUGAGACUUACAGUAAAAUCAAUCGUGUGCUAAUCGAAGCCAAGACUAUCUUUGUGACGUUAUCUGAUGCUAGCAACAAUCAAAUAAUUAGAGGGAAGCGAAAACUAGGAUUCCUGGGAUUUUUACUUAAUGCUGAGAGCUUAAAGUGGCUCUACCAGAAUUAUGUUUUCCCUAAGGUCAUGCCUUCUCCCUAUCUUCUGACUUACAAAUUCAGUCAAGACCAUCUGGAAUUAUUUUUGAAGAUGCUUCGGCAGGUAUUAGUCACCAGUUCUGCCCCUACCUGUAUGGCAUUCCAGGCGGCUUACCAUCGUUUGGAGACCAGAUACAGAUCACAGGACGAAGUUUUUCUAAGUGAAGUAAGCAUCCUUGACAUUUCACUUGCUCGAAGGACAGACUUGGCCCUGUGGACAGUUCAGCGUCAGUAUGGUGUCAGCGUUGUAAAGAGUCUUUUUCACAAAGAGGGUAUUUGCCAAGACUGGUCUGAUUGUUCUCUAAGUGAGGCAUUACUCGAUCUGUCCGAUCACAGGCGAAAACUCACCUGUUGUGCCGGUUAUAUCGCAAACAAGUUAUCGGCUCUUUUAACUUGUGAAGACUGCAUCAGUGCCCUGUAUGCUUCCGAUCUCAAAGUUGCAAAAAUUGGGUCACUGUUGUGUGUUAAAAAGAAGAAUGGUUUGCAUUUCCCUUCAGAAAGUCUGUGUCAAGUCAUAAAUACUUGCGAGCGGAUUGUGAGAACCCACUCAAGGAUGGCAGUCUGUGAACUGCUUCCGAAACAGAGAGACCUGUUUCUGCAGCAGAAGAUUUUAUGUGAGCUUUCCGGGCAUCUUUACCUUUUUGUAGAUUUAGAUGAGCAUCUCUUCGAUGGAGAAGUGUGCGCCAUCAAUCACUUUGUAAAAUUACUAAAGGAUAUCAUAGUCUGUUUCUUAAAGAUCAGAGCUAAAGAUGCAGCGCAGUACCCUUUGAAACACCAUUCAGAAAGACCCGAAAUGAAAACUUUCUCAAGGAAACGCUGGUCAUCUUUACAGGAUGAUUACAGAUGUUCAGGUUUCGCUAACACCAAUAAAUUCAGGCAUUUGUUGAGUAAUGACGGAUAUCCGUUCAAAUGAGGGACCCGAGAUAUGUCCAGGUUUUUGCGAAGAAUAAUUGCUCAGCAUUUUGUGUAGUUCAACUUACUGUAUUUUAUAAAUUGACCAUUCUGCACAGUUGACAAGUUUGUAAUUCUGACUUACUAGAAUUUCUAAUUAUGCGUAUUAUAAAAUCUCAUACUUUGGUUGGCAGCAUUUCAGUUCCCUGGAUCGUAGAAAGCUGUAAGUCCGCGGGAGCGGACUAGCCAACAGACGCUGCCUUUGAAUACGCUACUCUCGACUGGGUAAUGGGACCGGACAUACUUUUAACCUGUUCCGUCUAUUUUAAAGAGAGACAAUAACAACUCAAGAGUCGUUUAAAACAUUGACUCUUACAAAUAGACUGCCUUCCCUAAAAGCGCUUUGGUUUACAGCUGCCAAGAGUGUUAACAGAAAAAUUAAAAAAAAAAAAUGUUGACAAUACCUAUAAAACCUUGGAUAUAAAUUUUCUUUACAUUUGAAAAUUAGGCUAACUUAAAAUCUCAAAUACCACAAAAUCCCUUUGCCAAGGUACCCUAAAAGAGAAAUGGGCUGCAACAAAGCUGGGGAAUGUAGUCCAAGAAGCAUGUGAGGCCAUUUUCACAGUCCAUUGUCCUUGGACUUCGAAAUACUAGUUUUGAGUAAUAGAGUGGAUACUUAUUUGACCACCGGAAGACCCCGAUGCCCAUCCGAGGAUGAGAAGAAGCUUAUUUCAGCUUCUCCUUCUGACGCCUCCUCGUGUUUGCAGGGAGGCUGAAAUAAACUCGCUUUCAGUGUUGAGUCAAUAAUGGGAUGUAUGUCGUCCGACUAAUAAACUAGAAAAAGAUGGUCAUUUGGUUAUGAAAAUAUUUGUCUUAAUUAUAUAAUAUAUAAUAAGUUUUUUUCAGAAAUUUAGAGGAGCUUAAAUAAUCUCAAGAUGAAAAUAUACAAAGAACAAAUUUUCUCCGUUCUCUCACACCUAAACUUGAAAAGAUGAAUAGAAAAACAUUUAGGUACAUGUACUUUCACAUACGGGGAGUGUUUUAAAUAAAAGAAACAAGCACAUGAUUCAUUUCUGUAUGUAAAACAUUUACUCUUGUCAUUGACUGAAUAUUCACAAAAUAUAGUUAAUAUGAAAACUUAAACUUGCAGAAGAUUAAUGACCAGGUAAAGUUGAGUUUUAUUAACAAAUUCUCCUUAAAUUGAAUAUUUUGAUAUAUUUUUUGUUCUACCUCAAAGACUUAAAUUUUGAGUUGUAACCAGAAUUGUACUACAUCUUAUGCAGGAGCUGUUGCUGAGAAGUCUAGAUGGUGUGGUUUUCGUUUGUGAUGGGAUGAGUUUAGAUGCACUGGAUAAUCUUAUUUAAAAGAAGCCUAUUUGUAAAUCACCACCGUUUAAUUUAUUGUUUAUAUAAAUCCCAAGUUUUGUCCUGAAUUUUACUUAAAACUAGGUUCAUAUCUGUAGGUGUCUGUUCUUUGCUGCUGCAUUUUAUUACUUUACUAAUACAUAUUGUACUUUAAGAAAUUAGUGUUUUGCAUUAUUUCUUUAAAUGCUGGAUAAAUUGGACAAACAUGGAAGACAAAAAUAUUUCUGUCACUGCCUUUCACUAUUACUUGCUCUCAUCUUAGUGAAAGGGUUUCAAGUCUGAUACCAGGUUUACUUAACAUGAUGUGCUUUACAGUGAAUUUUCAAAAUUACUCAUAUUUGAUUAGGGUAAUUUAUAUUUUCCACUUAGCACCUUUGUCCUUUUUUCUUCAGAGAAAACAAACAUUCUCUUGAGAAAUUUAUCCUUUCUACUUUUCAACAAAUAGUGAUGGAACAACUGGAUGUCCACAUGCGCAAGUAUUAAUUCCACGUGGGUCAAAGACCUAUAUGUCAAAGGUAAAACUAUAAAACUCCACGAAGAAAAUCAAGUAAAUCCUUGGUACUUGGAUUAGGCAAUAGUUUCUUAAAUAUGACACCAAAAACAUAACAAAAAGUAAAUUGGACUUCACCAAAAAUAAAAACUUGUGUUUCAAAGGACACCGUCAAGAAAGAGACAACCCACAAAAUGGGAGAAAUUUUUUACUAAUAUAUCUGAUAAGGGACUUGUAUCCAGAAUAUACCGAGAACUCCUAUAACUCAAUAAUGAAGGACCAAUAACCCAGUUUGAAAAAUGGGUAAAGAAUAUCAAUAGACAUUCUUCGAAGGAGAUCUACACAUGGCCUGUAAACACAUGAAAAUACACCCAACACCAUAAACUAGCUGGGCAAUGCAAAUGAAAACCACAAUGAGGUACCACUUCACACCCACCAGGGUAGCUGUAAGACAGAUCAUAACAAGUGUUGACAAGAGGGGAGCAAUUGAAACCCUCACACACUGUUGGUGGGAAUGCAGGUGCUUUGGAGACAGCUUGGCAGUUCUUCAGAAGGUUAAACAGAGUUACCGUAUCUCCCAGCAGUCUCCUGACAGGCACAUACCCAAGAGAAAUGAAAACAUGUCCAUGUACAAACUUGUACACACAUUUCCUAGCAUUAUUAUAGCUAAAAAGUGAAAAAGCCUAAAUGUCCAGUUGAUGAAUGGUUGGAUAGAAACAUGCUGUAUCCACACCGUGGGUGAUGUGGUGAGGGUAUGUAGCACUGCCAGAACCUUUGUGGAGCGACUGGACCACAUACCUGCACUCCGGUCAGGAAUGCUCUCCUUUCUCCCCAGUAUCUGGUAGUGCUCGGUUUUUGUUUGGAAUUCCCCAGUUUAAUAGGCGCGAAGCGACACUUCACUGUGGCAUUCAUUUCCAUUUUCCUCAUGGCUGAUGGCACUGAGCAUCUUUUCAUAGGGUUAUUUGCCAUCCACAUAAUCUUAGGUGAAAAGUCUGUUCAAGUCCUUUGCCCAUAUUUUGGAAGGUUGAUUUGUUCUUAAUUAUAUAUUCUGGAUGUAAGUACACUAUCUGCUGGAUUUUGCAAAUUUUCUGACAGUCUGUGGCUUGUUAGUGUGUUUUGAAGAGCAGAGACUAAUUUUGCUGAGUCCAGUUGAUCUUUUUUUUUCCUUUGAGGGAUCAUAGUUUCGUAUCUAAGAAAUCUUUCCUAACCCAAGGCCAUAGAGAUUUUUCUUCUUAGGUUUUCUUCUAGAUAUUUUGUAGCUUUAGGUUUUACAUUUAGGUUAUGAUCCAUUUUCAGUUAAUUUUGGUCUGUGGUCUAAGUUAAGUUUCAUAUUUUUAUAUGUGGAUAUCCCAGCACUGUUAAAAAGAUUAUUCUUUCUUCCCUGAAUGACCUUUGCAACCUUGUAAAAAAUUGACCACAUACACAUGGGUCUGCUUCUGGGUUCUCUGUUCUGUUCCAUUGAUCCAUAGGUCUAACGCUUCACCUGCACCAGUGUCCUGAUUAGCCUUCUAUGAGUCUUGAAGCUCUAUUCUUUAUUCAGAAAUGUUUGGCUAUUCUAAUUGUACUUUUCUAUAUAAAUUUUAUGAACAGCUUGAUUUUUUACAAAUAUUCCUGCUGGGAUUUUGAGUGUUUUGUGGAAACUAAAGAUCAAUUUGGGAAGAAAUGAGAUGUUAAUAUUGAAUGUUUCAUUCCACGAACAUGAUCUAUCUUUCUUAAAGUAUUCUCUAAGUUUAUUAAUGUUUCUACAUUUCACCUACAGAUCUUGUAUAUAUUUGUUACAUUUCAUGUUGUGUGGUGCUAUUGUAAAUGGUAACUGUAAAAAUUUGUUUCUAAACGUUCAUUGCUACUAUGUAAAAAUAUAAUUUUGUAUAUUGACUGCUUGAACUCAAUUAGUUCUAGUAGCCCUUUUUAAAAAAAGAUUGCUAUGACUUUCCUAUAUAGGCAGUCAUGUUAUCCACCAGUAGAUACUGUCUUACUCAUUUCCAGUCUGUGCCUUCUCCCCCAACCCCGCCAUCCCCACCCCCGACCUUAUUGUACAGUGACCUGCAACACAGUAUUGACUAAGAGUGCCUUGUUCCCAGUCUUUGAGGGGGAAACCUUCAGCCUUCAUCACUCAUAGGAUGUUAGCUGUAGACUUCUUGGUAGAUGGUCUUUUCAGGUUGAUAAUCCCUUCUCUUCCUGGUUUGCCAAAGAGUGUGUGUAUGUGUGUUUAAAUCAUAAAUGGGUCUUGAAUUUUGUCAAUUUUUCUGCACCUUUUAAUUUUUUUGGAAAAACAGUUGAAUAUAAUUUACAUGCUGUAAUAUUUGCCUUUUUAAAGCAUAUAAUUCAGUUUUUAGUAUAUUUAAAAGGUUUCCUGCAACUUCUGAGAUGAUCAUAUAGUUUUACUUCUUUUGUAUGUUGAUACAGUGAAUUACAUUGAUUAUUUUUUAAUGUUGAGUCAACCUUUUAUUACUGGGAUAAAACCCAACUGAGUCAUGAUGCAUUCUUUUUAUCUACUGCCAGACUUCAUUUGAUAAUAUAAUCAAUUACAGAGUUGAAGUCUGUGGCCUUAUAGUAAAUAUUACUCUGAACAUAAUUAUUUUUUUACUGCUUUUGAGUAAAAACUAAGCAUGCCUUAAAUGCUUUCAUAAAACCUAUAGGCCUUUAUACAUUUCAUUUUAUAAAAUCACUUGGAUCAUAAAGAGCUCACAUGUGGUCUAUAGAUAAUGACAACAUCUGCAUUAAAGAAACCCUCACAUACACACACACCCCAAGUCCUAAGUAACUGACAUAAGAGAAAAUAAUUCCAAUAGUGAAGGCUUUCUAGCCUUCCUCUAAUUUGGAUUGCUGCUGUGGAAUUUCUACAUAAAAUUCCGAAAAAGGAUGCAACAUGAUGCUGGAGGUCCUGGUUUGAAGCUGCAUUUACAUAACAAGUAUUUAUUUUCUUAGCUACUUGUGUUACAGACCAAUAAAAGUGGAAAACUUU